Molecule: messenger RNA, 729 nt
Organism: Bipolaris victoriae FI3
Lineage: Eukaryota; Fungi; Ascomycota; Dothideomycetes; Pleosporales; Pleosporaceae
Exons: 2
Source: RefSeq, a predicted model, not a curated record
CUGACAUAUCCCAUACCAGACUUUACUUACGGAUUCCCCAUUAUCGAUACCACCGACCCUGUCUACAAACCAUAUCUAACGCAUCCAUGGACUGAGAAUUUCUCUCUUCCAACGCUCAAUAAACUCCGAAAAGACAGCGGUGUGUUGUCCUCGCCGCGGAAAGCCCUAGGGCGAUGGGACUCUUCGGAGCCCACGAGGGACCAAAUGCGCGGUCCAGAUCUCAUGUGCUUCCCCUGGGCUGUCGUUGAGGUAAAGUCCGCUAUCGUAGAUGGCGAUCCAGAAAGAAUGUGCUAUUGCCAAGCUGCGAAUGCCUCUGCCGACGCCCUCAGCCUACGGGAGAAGCUGCUUCUAGCUUCGAAAAAGAACGAACCUAACCCUGAGGCUCUCGUCAUCUUCUCUUUCACAUGUGUUGGUACGCAUGUCAAGCUUUGGCUCACAUACAGGCGGCCCAAGAAAAUCGUUAUGCGAUGUAUAUGGGCAACCUCACUGGAGAUUUCUUGGGGUGUCUUUGUCUUACGCAUGGUGCUUAAGAAUAUGCAUGAAUGGGUAAACCAAGCGGUCAGACCAGAGCUUUCUCGAUGGAUUGAGGGGGCCCGUGGAUACCCAAACCCCCGGGGUUUUCUGAGUCCUGGUGGUGACUUGGUAGUGCUAAGCAAAAGAGCCGCUUCCCAGGAACCGCACUCCAAACCUCUGACAGACAGUCCUGUUUUACGAAAGUCCCAUUCUUCU